This is a messenger RNA of Monomorium pharaonis (pharaoh ant), 2066 nucleotides long. RefSeq names its product regulator of chromosome condensation (gene Rcc1). Gene Ontology annotation, molecular function: guanyl-nucleotide exchange factor activity. The record is from RefSeq and is a predicted model, not a curated record. Bases 16 to 1527 code for a protein of 503 amino acids. Gene Ontology annotation, cellular component: cytoplasm. The transcript has 6 exons. Lineage: Eukaryota; Metazoa; Arthropoda; Insecta; Hymenoptera; Formicidae.
AUUCAAAAUCCACCAAUGAGAAUCGCCUGCAACGAUUGGAGCAGCCUGUCACGCGUGUUGGCAACGCGCGUUGCUGCACAUCCUUCUCGCCUCGCGGCGCUCGCGCCACACUUCGCGAGUUGCGCGUACAGUCGCAAGGCCUCGGAGCACAUCGGUAUUUUUGGCGCCAACGAGACGAGGGACAACACAUAUUCACGAUCCGCGAGAAAUAACGGCAGAAUGCCACGGAAAACCAGGAAACGGACGGCCGAGGACCCCACGCGGGCGGACAAGGCGCCGAAGCAGAUCAAGAAGAAGCCGCAAGGUAGUCGAUCCGUAUUAACUGUAAAAACCGAUCUGCGAUCACUUUCAAUCGGUGGUGUUAUGCUCGUAUUUGGACAAGGUGACUUUGGGCAGCUUGGCCUAGGCGAAGACAUUACUGAAAAAACAUAUCCAGGAGCCAUAUCUGAUUACCAGGACAUUGUAGCCAUAGCAGCUGGUGCUAUGCAUAAUGUAUGUUUAAGACAGACAGGAGAGGUAUUAACUUUCGGAUGCAAUGAUGAAGGGGCACUUGGACGAGACACUAGUAAAGAGGGGUCGGAAACAGUACCGGACAUAGUUGAGUUGCCUGGUAAAGCCAUUCAGGUGACAGCAGGAGAUUCGCACACUGCUGCAUUGCUAGAGGAUGGCCGUGUAUUUGCUUGGGGUUCAUUUAGGGAUACACACGGUUCUAUGGGACUGACGUUGAAAGGAAUUGAGCGACUCCCUGUAGAAAUGUUACCCGAAGUAAAAGUCAUCAAAAUAGCAUCGGGUAAUGAUCAUUUAGUAUUUCUUAGUGAAAAUGGACGUGUAUAUACCUGUGGACGCGGUGAACAAGGACAACUAGGGCGGGUAGCUGCCCGUACAGCCAGUAGAGAUUCACGACAAGGAAUAGGUCUGCUACUGACUCCAGGCAUAGUUGAAUUUAAAAUCAGACAGAAGUUAUACUUUAAUGAUGUAUGGGCAGGACAUUUCUGUACUUUUGCCAAGGAACACAAGAAAGGGGAUAUAUAUGUAUUUGGACUAAAUAAUUUUCAUCAAAUUGGUUUAAAGGAUAACGAAAUUCAUUUUCAUCCACAAGUGUCAAAAACCUUUAAUGGUAAAGUGUGGAAACAUAUCAGCAGUGGGGAACAUCAUACCAUAGCUCUGGAUGAUGCUGGACAAGUUUUUGUGAUGGGUCGCAAGGAAUACGGUCGCCUUGGACUCGGACCUAAUUGCUCGGACGCUAAAGAACUUACAUUAGUUCCUACUUUAAGUUCUACUAAAUGUAUUGACGUAGGCGCGGGUAGCAGAGAAUCUUUUGCAGUCACAGAAUCUGGCGAUUUAUAUUCGUGGGGUAAUGGAACCAAUGGAAGUCUUGGAACGGGAGAUACGGAAGAUGUCGAGGAACCAAUGUUAGUUAAGGGAAAGCAGUUGGAGGGUAAAGCAGUAGUACGAGUCAGCGGUGGCGGUCAGCAUACUCUAGCUUUGGCAACUAUUCGUCCGGUGAAAGAGAAAACUGUUGGUUAAUAUCAAAUCUUAUAUUUCAAGACAUUGUGUAUGUGAUAUGAAUUUAGACAGGAACGAGACCAUUUGAUUUUUACUACUUUAUUUCCGAACAUCUAUGAGGUUAUCUUGCCGAACAGAAAUGUAAAAAACCUUCCAUUAAGUCUUCGAUUUUGUUUAGAAUUAAAUAACAUUUAAAUCUGUACAUACUCUGUCACAUCGCCACAAAUUCAUCAUGCUUACAAUAAUUAAUAUAUUGUGUUUUUUGUUGUAUUGUUAGCAUUACUGAUUAUUAUAUGUGUAUUGUCAAAACAGACUUUCUACUUACAGAUUUGUGUCUAAAAGUAUACGCGAAAAGGGAUACUUUAAACAGACAUAUAUAAAAUUAUAUUUUGAACAAACAAUAAAAGUUGUUAAAUGUAAAGUAAGUGUGAUAGUACACUAGCCAAAUUUUUAUGCCAUUUAUACUUAAUAAAAAUUUAGGUAAUGUAUUACGCAUUAUUAUUUGCAAUUGAAAUCGUAUGUUGUAUAAAAUCAUGAAGAAUAAACUGUUUGUAAAUGUA